AUGUCUGAUGCUGAACAAGAUUUGCUCCUGAAAGUUGAUCAUGUUAAGUAUCGCAAAGCGGGGGAAGGACGCUCUCCUGUUGGACGACUUUUAGUUUACAAGUUUGAAAAAAAAUGUGCGCUUUUUUGAUGGUGUACUUUUAGGGAAUACGUAGAAUGGAGAGAUAAUACUAGUCCAGAGGUGCUGAAUCUCAAGUUUAUGCAUAUUAAAGGUAUGAAUAUAACGGAAAGCUUCGAAAAUAUUUAAUUUAAAGGCCAGAGAGUGUCUCCGCCACACAAAGCGAAGGUUCAGCUCCAGUUGAUCCUCCAAAAUGACGACCAGGCCACUUUUGUGUUUCUGAACCCUGAUUUGGACAAAAAUGGUCAAGCAAAGGAGAGAGAUGCUGUUAAAGAGACCCUUCAACAGGCUUUGAUCGCUCAUCGGGCUAGAGUUAAUCAGGUUUUUCAUAAUAGCUUCUGUUAUGGACUGAAAUGAAUGUUUCAAGCUUGCCGCUUCCGUUGAAGAAAGGUUCGAAAGACAGCGGAACUCGAGGCGAAGCAGAAGUUGCUGUGGCAAAACAAGCAGUUGGAGCAGCUUUACAAGCAUCUCGUCAGCACGAAACUCAUCUCUCCGCAAGAUUUCUGGGCCGAUUAUUAUAAAAAUGUGGAGUUGAAAUAUAUUUUUAGGUUAGAAUGAUGUUAUUUGUGAUUUAGGAAGGAAUGGUUGAAGACAAGGCGGGAAUCAGUGGCGCGUUUUUGGCGAAUAUAGCUCAGCAAGAGGGUGCAAAUGGCGUCAAGCUUAAUUUGAAUGCUGAGAUUAUUCAAGCCAUUUUCAAUACCUAUCCGGCAGGUGUGUUUUAAUAUUUUGUUAUGGUAUGUAAUCUGUUGUUUCAGAGAAAAGUUUAGUGAAGGUAUUUUGACGAAGAACCCUUUUCAGAGGUGAUCAAGUUGAGCAAGAAAUUCUGUGUUUUUAAAAAAGCUUUUGUAUAAUAUUUUUGAAUUUUAUUAAGCUUCGUUUCGGGUUUAUCAGUUAAUCAUAUGAUCUCAAACAAGGCUUGAAAUAAGUCUUAGAAACAUCUUAGAAACAAUUUUAAGGAAUCGAGUUUUUUUCGCAGAGGUUUUUUAAAUUGGGAGAUCUUCAAAAAUGCAUGAAAGUCGAAAUUUCAAUAAGAAUUUUGCGUAGUUCCCCUCAAAAAGCUGAAAUGAUUUUUUUCUUCUGUUUCGCUGGCCAAAAAAACCACAGUUGCACAGAAAAAAUCCGCGGAACUGCAUUUGAAUCAAAUUCUUUUGAAAAAGAAGAUGAUUUUUUUAAUUGGCGAGAAGUUGAUAACAGUGAAAUUAUGUGUAUUUGAAAGGUGAAAAUCUUAAAAUUAUGUCUAUAGAUCGCAAAAUUUUGUUUAAAAAGUUCAAAGACAGCUACACGGGAUAUGAAAAUUAGCUAUUUUUGGAGUUUUCUGAAUGAUGUUAGCUUUCAAAUAGUUCUGGAUUCACCAUCGUCGCUAUUUUCACGAUGAAAAAAAUUUACUUUAUUUCAAGUUUUCUUUCGCGAAAUUCUUCUGUGCCACCCUGCCAAAAACCUCUCAAAAUUUCUUAUCCAGCGAAUCUCAAACUCUUCUCGUUUCAGUGGAACAGAAGCACCUGGAACUCGUCCCACACGAAAUGACGGAGACUCAGUUUUGGUCGAAAUUCUUCCAAUCCCACUACUUCCAUCGGGAACGGGACGUGAUGCCCAAUCCGAAGGAUCCCUUCGCCGAUUGCGUCAAAAACGACGACGCCGAGAUCGGGAAGAUGCUCGCCGACGGCGUCAAUCGCAAGAGAUUCGACCUCGAUCAUCUCGACGACAACUCUUUGAGGGACUUCCUCCAUGUUCGUUCUUUUUCUGAGGAUUUUUAUAGUUUAUUCGAAAAUGCUUUUUCGAAAUUUAAACUUAAGUAUAAUAACAGUUUAAAAAGGUCUUAAGGCGAAAAAAUUUUUUCAGUGUACUUUUAAGUCUUUCAGAACUUCUGGGCCUCCGAAUAACUAAAUUAGAAAUUCCAGAGUGGCCACUAUAGGGGUUAGAAAGACAAACAGCCCCUACAGAGGUGAAAAAGUGAUCCCUAUAGGGGUUUAUGGUCUGACCCUUACAAAAUUAUAUUUUAUUCUUCUCUUUUUGAUCUUCUGCCUAACUAAAAUUUUGAAACGCUCAAAAAAUUUGAAAUUCGAGGGCGUUUCCAUUUUUUCGGUUACUGUUGUUAUUUUCAUUCGCUUUUAAUCAUUUUGGAUCUUUCAGUUUUUAUUCUGAUUAAAAUAAGAAAAAAUCUUCUGAAAGAGCUGAAUGUACCGAAAUCUUAUUUAGAGUCGAAGAUUAGGAAAACCUUGGAUAAAAAUGACAAAAUUUUUAAUUUGCAAAAAGGAGGUUUUUGAUGUCUUAACCUUUUUUUAAUCGAACAUUUGAGCAUCCCAAUAGGAUCAGUUUUUAAAUAAAAUUCCGACUUGAGGGGAAAAAUUACUCGAAAGCCACUGUUAUCAUUUUCAAAUUUUUCCAGAAAUCAGAAUCUCAACCAAAGUCGACGAAGCAGACGUUGAUCCGACGAUGCAACUAUCUCUCGGAGAAAAUCGUCCAGACCUCGUCUUUGUUGACGGGAAAUCAGCAACCCAGUGGAAGUGCUCAGAACGGCGAAAGUUCGACGUCUUUGGGAAGACCCAGGGGUUUCGCUGCUUUAGGGGUCGGUUUGGGCUCGCAGAGUUGUUUUUUGAGAGUUGGGAAGGAGAUUUUAACUAGGUCUGUUGCAGAGAACCUGUGUUAGGGGGUGGGGGAGAAAGUUUCAUAUUUCCUUAAAAGCUGCAAUUUUUUUCUUUUUUAGCUUCAAAUUUUUUUAUUGAAAUGAAAUAAAUUUGAAAAAAAUGUUAAAGAUUGAUCAUAGAAUGAAAAAAACUCAAAAAAAUUAUUAUAUUUUUUUAUUUAAGCCAAUUUUGAAACAGUAUGAGGAAUUUUAUGAAUGAUGUUUCUAGAGUGAAAAGAUUCCCUAUCCGUUAUUUUAGGAUUUCAGAAGAAAAAAAUUGAUGAAAAAGACGAUUCUUUCCAGAAAAUAGUAGCCGACGACGAAACCCGGUUAGAGUCGGAGGAACUGCAAGAAACGGUCGAAGAAUCGGACAUCCAGCCGAUCCGGAUCGAUGAGCAGUCCAUUGCUGAACGGGUAAAUAAUAAUGAUUUUUAAAAAAUUUUUGAGUGUGAAAUUUUUCUUUUUUUCUUAUACCAAAAAGUCUUUUUCUUCAAUAAAAUGCACAUCGACAGAUUUGAUGAGUUCAAAAAAAGAUAAUUUUAAAGUUUUUCCAUGCAUUUUCUGCACUAAAGAUAUCUGCUUAGUCUGGCACGAAAAAAAGCGAUAUCGCAGGUACAUUAACGAUAUCGCGAAUUACCCGCGACUUCGCCUUUCUAUCGAUUUCCUCAUGCUCAAAAAAAAGGGUUUUUUCUCGAAGGCGAUAUCGCACCCAAAAAAUAACGCGAUAUCGCGCCAAGGAAAACGCAAGUCCUUCGUGGCUACAAAGUAGCUUUUUCGCGAUAUCGCUGCACCGGCCUCUUUUUUUUGGCGCGAUCUCGAGUUUCUUUACGUUUUUUCUCAUGCACUCAGUAGAAUUGUCAGAUUUUCUAAAAAAAAAACCCCGCACGACAUAUUUGCGAUAUCGCCAAAGUGCCGCCAGCGAUAUCGCCUUUAUAUCGCAUUCAUUAUUUUUUUUUUGCCUCACAAAGGUUUUUUCCAGAAAACAUACCCUCCGAAAGACGCGAAAAUGUACAAAUCCCUCGUUCUCAGCUUAUUUGACGAUAAAACUGAUGAGGUUUCUUUCAAUUUAUUCAUUUUUCUCAUUGAUGAUUUUCAGGACAUCCUUUCCGGUACUGGAGAUUUGAUCGAUUUUGACGAUUCUCAUACGAAGAAUGGAGUGAUGAAAAAUGGGAACAGUGUGAGGAUUUUACUAUUUUUCGUAUAGUCUGUUCAGAUCUCAAAUGUCAAGUAGUCGCUUAAGCUCCGCCCCCUAAUGGCGCGAUAAACCAAUCAGAGAGCGAGCCAUCCGCAGAGCGUUUUUGAAUGACGUCAUUCUACUUGACAUUCAAAAUCUGAACAGACUAUAGCAGAGUUUUUUGCGCUUGUUGAAAAUUUGUUAUAUGUAAAAAUGACUUCGAGCGGCUAAAAAAACAGGGUUUCGAGCAAUACGGCGCCUCGAAACUGGAAAAAAAUACAGGAUUUUUGAGCAACUAGUGAAAACUGUGUCUCGAAACAAAAAGAGUUAUUGUGGGUGGAGAUUACCGUCUCCGGAAUAUAAUUAUCUUUUUAUUAACGGGUUAUUUUGAAUUUAAACGAAUUUACAGACUUUCAUAUAUUUCUGUCGUUAUGAAUAUCUUCAAAUCCACUUCAGAAAAAAACUAAAAUAUGUCUGCUUGCAAAAAAAAAUGGGGUCUCGAUACGAAAAUAGUUAUUAGGAGUUGAGGAUACUGUAAAGUUUAGCGCUCUUUUGUGCAACCCCGUAAUUUAUCUAAUUACAUCGUUCCUUGUUACGGGGAAAAGAAAACCAAUCAUUUCUGUACAGAAAGAAGUGAACGGAUGCCCGCCCCCGGAAAAAUGGGGACUCCCUCCGACGGACCUCGCAGAACUGAAGGCCGUCCACAGUUCCGUCGCCGAGUUGUGUCGACAUUUCUGGUCUUGUUUCCCGCCGACGACCGCCCGAACUCGAGGCCAAGGUACAGUUUUGUGAAUAUUUUUAGGAUUGUAGGCUCGGGAUACGGCUAAUAACAGAAUAUAUAUAGGCCAAAGUAAAAAAACUAUUUAGUUUAUUAGAAGGUUAGGUAUGGAUUGGGAUGAGCUGGUGAAGCUAGCAAAUAAAAAGGAAUUCAGUUCUAGCUUGAUCAAUUUAUCGAUUUAUUUUCACGAAAAGAGUUACAUAAUUCUAAAUAAAUCGUAAAAAUCGUUUAAAUGACUGAAAUUCAAAUAUUUCACUAUUUUUGAGCUGUUUUGAGCGUUUUUUUGAAAAAAAUUCGUUCAAUUGGAUGAGGACCAGAACUAAAGAAUUUCGGCAUUCACCUCAUUUUCAUAUAAAUUAAUAAAUUUUCGAUACUAUCAAAUUAUUGAAAUCUUCUGAUCUGAAGAUUUGUAUCUGUGUGUACCUUAUCUUGUUAGACGGAUUUGAAAAAGUUCAAGUUUUUUGAGAGGUCAUGGAAAAAAAUUGGAAGUUUAGAGAUUUCAUCAAAAUUCGCUUUCUUUAACUUUUUUCACCGUUUCAAGCCCGAUAUUUAAAAAAUACCCGGAGAAUAACUAUACUUCGUAGUUCGCUAGUGCAUUCUAAAUUUAUUCAUUUUCAGAUCGAGCGAAUGGAACAAACUUUGACGAAAUAUGAAACUGAGCAGCUUUCCGAGUUCGCCAAGCGAUUUGGGCGGUCAAACGUGGGGUUUUCUUUGUUUUGACCAACUUAGGGACUUCAGAGAGGUCCCUAUAGGGGCAACCUCAAGAUUCCCAUCCAGGGAGCGCUUAGGGGCCCGAUCAUAAAACUAUAAGGACCACCUUUAACCGUCUAGGGAGCACUAUUUUGUCGGAUAAAGGGCUGUUUUUUCCCUAACCCCUGUAGGGACCACUCUGGAAUUCCUAAAGUUUAGUCUCCAGUCGCAGUGGGAUUUUUGAAAGAGAUCAGGGUUUUCUAGGGCUAGUUUUUAACAUGCUGAUUCUAUUUCUGGUCUUAGAAAGUGCCGGGGAGGUCUGUGAAAAAAGAUAUAGACCCUCAAAAGUCAGAAAAUUUCUGGGUCCGCAGCUCAUAUUUGGAGGCUAGUCUGUUCAGAUUUUGAAUGUCAAGUCGCCGAUCAAGCUCCUCCCCUAAUGGCGCGAUAAACCAAUCAGAGAGCGAGCCAUCCACGGAGCGUUUUCGAAUGACGUCAUUCUACUUGACAUUCAAAAUCUGAACACACUAUAUAUAGAUCUUGUCCCUCUGGUAGCAAAAAUAAUCAUUUUCAGCCCAGAUAUGAUUUUUUGAUCUUCAUCAAUGUGAAUCAACGUAAAAAUAAUGCUUCUAAAGAACCUAGUCCCAUUCAGAAGUCCACUGGUAAGCAAGAAAGCUUGAAAAAGAUUUUAAAAAAAUUUUACAGAGCAAAAUGUCUUAAUUCCAAUAAUUUCUCAUUUUACAGAUCGAACACUGUUCCAACAUGAUCCUACGGGCACAUGAACGCUACAAAUUGUACGCGGAACGAAGGAAAAAAUAAAAAACUGAUUAUUCUUGUCACUUGGUAGAUGCCAAUUUCAUCCCCUCACAUAUAUCUAUUUAUUUCUGUUUUACCGAACCCUGUUGUUAAUAUGAUCUCCUCUUAUUUUCUCUUUUUAAUUCAUUAAUUGUCAUUUUUACGAGUAUUUUCUGUUGGCCUUGUUUUAUGGAAUACAUGAAUUUUCUGCUUUUUCCCAUGGUUUUUGAUUUUCAAAGCUGAUUUUAUCAUUCGUGAUAAUAUUUUAUGAUUAUAUCAAAGUAAGGGUCUCUCACGCUUCACAUUUGAAAUUAAGAAGAUGAAUCUUUCAGAAAUUGAGCUUUAAAAUAAUUUUCUCAAGGGCUUAUGAUCACCGUAGGAACAGGAAAUGUUUCAAUAAGCCUAAAAAUUUAUUUCGAAAUAGUACUAAUUUUUGUUUAGAGCAUUUUUGUUGCAUUUCGAAACAAAUAUCAUUUUAUUCAGAUGAAGCGACUUUUGUCGCUUGCCAGAACGGGUGCCGCGCUUCUGUCAAAGUCGCAUCAGAAUCAGACGAUCAGAAGACGUUGGCUGACGACGUCGACGGGCGAAGAAGACGCCUCGACGUCUUCUGAAGACGUCCCGGCGACGUUGAGACCCGACCUCGACUUUGACUUUUUGCUCGACGACGCCAACUUGCAGAAGAUCAGGAAGAAUAUCCAGUGGGUGUUGGGAAAAUCAAGAGAAUUUGAAAUGUAUAGGUUCUUCGAAAAAAAAAAAGAUAUCUUUCAAUUUUUGAACGGAAGAAAAAAGGUAAAAUUCCAGUAAUACCAGGUUUUUUAAGGAUAUAAAGCUAAAAUAUUUACUUGAAGGAAAUUGAAGCCGUGUUUAAAGUAAUUUUCGCGAAAUGUUAAAUUAUCUCUGACUCUCCAGAAUGUAGUUAUCUUUUUUUCACUCUCUGACGGCUUUUUUUGAUUUUCGCGGAAUCAUUUUGAAACGGGAAAGUUCGUUAAUGUUCAAUAUUUUUUGAAGAUUAAUCUCGAGCUUUUUAGGGAACGGAAAGGCGUCGGAAAUAUUGAUGCAGUUCGAGAAAAAUGGGCGGCGAUCCAAGAACUCAUGAAUUCCGGUGGAAAACCGCCCGGAAUGACCGAAGCCAAGUAUGCUCAGAUGUGGAGUGAGGUAUGUAGAAAACGAAAAAUUUUCUAGAAAACUAUUGAAAUAUUACCGAAUUCAGCUUUACGAUGAAGCCUUGGCAAUUCCAAAUAUGUCGGAAGAUAGUGUGCCCCGCGGUGGGAUCGAGCAGGCCAAGGUAAUUUUUUCUGAACGGUGUAGAAGUUUAUUAUAGGAUCUACAACUUAACAUAAGCCUGAUUUGAAAUGAGUUUCAAGGUGCUCGCGGAAUGGGGAACCAAGCGGGAAGAUGACUGCUUGACGGCUGAGAAACUCGUUCAGCCGUGGCGCGCCCUGUUUCAUCCAACUGAAGCCUCCGGCCAGAGGAGCUACGUUUUUACAGGUUCUUUCCGAAUCCAUCAAUGUUAUAGCAUAUCAUAACUAUACCUGGACAAGUACAGAGCACAAUCAGUUCAGUAAGAGGAGGAAAUUCAGCGAAACAACGAGUGUAUUUCUAAGCUCAGGGAGAUAGUUCUGGCAAGAAAAAGUUAAGAUUCAACCUCAGGAAGUUAAUUCUGCUUCCUUUUGAAGCGCUUGAGCGGCAUCGGUAUAGCUGAUUCACGGCUGGCUUGAGCCAUCGAGAAGAGGGUCAUGCCACGAAAAGAGACGAGACAGUGCCCUGGUUGGCGGAGAGUGCAGACAGGCCACGCCUUUUUGCGUCCCAAGCUAGCCGUGAAUCGUCUAUACCCCAAGUAAAGUAGCCGAGGUCAUAUACUGAUAAUGGUUGUACUGGCUCUAGUGACAUAGUCGCUCUUGUAUGUGACAGCUGGGGAUUUUUAAAGCCCUGGUUUCUCGAACUUGUGACCCUAUGAACUGUAGACAGGCCCACAACCUGUUGCGCCACGGCGCGCCCAUAGACAGCACGGUAAACUUGGAGGGACUAGACAAAAGAAGAAAAAACCCAGAAUCUUACUCUCCACGUUUUACACACUCUCUGAAAGCAUGUCAAUUUAACAGAGACCAGCUUCUCAGACAGUGUGUAGAACGAGGAGAGUACGAUUCUGGUCUCUCCAUGUUUAUAGCUGAUUCACGGGCAGCUUGGGACGCUAAGAGGGGCGUGUCCUGUCUGCACUCUCCACAAGCCAGGCGCUAUCUCGUGCAUUAUCGUGUCAGGACCCUUUUUUCGAUGGCUCAAGCCAGCCGUGAAUCAGCUAUACCAUGCUCUCUCAACUGAUGCCUGAUAGUUUCUUCCGAGCUUUGAAGUAGGUAUGCUAUGCUUAGCUAAUUCACGGAUGGCUUGAGCCAUUAAAAAAGGUCCUGACACGAUUUUUAAAAAAAACGAGAAAAUGCUUGGUUGGUGGAGAGAGCAGACGUCUCUUUGCCUGCCAAGCUAGCCGGGAAUAGGCUAUUUGACCAGAACCAGAACAUUUCACUUCAGAACUUUUUCUCUCAAACAGUUCGAUUUUUGAGGUCCCUUGGCACGAUUGGAAAGCGCCCUUCUGGACUAUGCCUAUGAACGCGCCAAUGUCCUUGGCUUCAAGCCAAUCAGCGUGUCCGAUAUUGUUUCCGGUGACGUCACGGCCGCCUGUGGCCUCAGUCAGCGGAGUGAUCAGAAUAUCCAGGUAUAUAGUCCAUUCGACUACUCUGCACCCUCCUCGUCUCUCGGGGACCCUCUCAUGUUUCCGUGCUAUUUUUAUGUUUUUCUGAUCUCGCCGGUGAGAGAACAGAGAGACGGAGACACUCGCGAAUGAUUUCUUUGCGCCCUCCUUGUGUCUCGGCGACCCUCUCAUGUUGACGUGCUAUUUUCAUGUUUCUCGGAUCUCAUCGGUGAGGGAACAGAGAGACGCAGACACUCGGAAAUGAUUUCUCUGCGCCCUCCUUGUCCCUCGGUCACCCUAUCAUUUUUGACGUGCUAUUUUUAUGUUUCUCUGAUCUCGCCGGUGAGGGAACAGAGAGGCGCAGACAGUCAGAAACUUUCAAGUCGCGGCAAUUUUCUCAUCAUGCAAAAAACUCCAAAUUUCCAAACUCCAGUACUCGCUUCUCAAAGAACCCUCCGUGAAGCUGUCCGGAACUGCUGAGAUGGGGAUCGCGGCCUUUAUGAGGGGCCGGACUUUUUUGGAGGAACAAAUGCCGGUCAGAGUCAUUGCCCUCAGUCGGUUAGUUCCAUAACCUUCAAAAAAAAAGAUGAAAGUAUUAUUUUCCAGCUGUUUCCGCCCUGAAAUCAGCAAAUCGGCCAGCGAGGCCAAACUGUACAGAGUUCAUGAGUUUACCAAGGUUUUGUACUUUUUUUUGUAUUUUGAGAUCUUGAAGUCUUAGCCGAAAGGGUUUCCUCUCUUAGGAACGCUAGAGUGGUUCCUAGAGGGGCACUUGGAGAUUCUCCUAUAGGAACCAAAUUAGAUCCCAGAGGCUCUGCAAAAGUGACCACUUUAGGGGUUCCGGUUAGUGGCCUCUAUAGGGAAAAUGCUAGUCGUUUAGUGUUGUUUAAUUGGUUGAAAAAAUAUCAGAGGGUCAUCAAUCGAUCAAUUUUUAACAAACGUGUCUUUUCAAAUUUCAACAAAACCACUGUAGGGACCUCUCAGACCCUGAACCUCUAUUUUUUGCCCUAACCCCUCGAGGGACCACUCUGGCUGUUCUAAGUAUUACAAGUCCUUUGGAAAAGUUUCAAUUUGAAUUUAUGAUUUAAAAAAAAAAAUCAAAAAAAUGAAAAUAAGUUUUCCUGCAUUUUCUCAUUUUUUGAAGACGUUCAUUGAUUUUUUUUUUAAUUGAUUUUUUUAUAAUUUUUUUCGAAAAAUGCAGGUAGAGAUGUUCACAGUGUGUACGCCGGAGCAAAGCCAAGCGGAACUCGAUUUUUUGACUCAAAUCCAAAAAGGAACCUUCGAAGCGCUGGGCAUCCAUUGCAGGUUUGAAAUGAGGCUCAAAAAUUUUCCUAACUUCUAAAAAGUUGAAAUUGGUAGGAAAACUUGCUAUGAAAUUAUCGGAUAAAGCUCGUUCAGAUCACAUAAAAAUUAAAAUUUCGGUUAUUAGAACGAUUUUUAAGUUGCAUCUGCGCCUAAUGGAACAACAGCUUCAAACUGCAGUUUUUCCAAAAUUUAGGCUUUCAGAAAUUUUUUUAUAACGUUAUAAGAUUCAUGGAUAUUACUGUGACAAAAAAAUAAAUCAUCUAAAAAAAGGAAAUUAGAGGUAUUUUUAGAUAAAUUAUUUCACAUAAUUUCAUUUUUUUAGGGUUAUAGACUUCCUGAAAAAAUAUCCUACCUCAUACAGUUGAAUUUUUUUCACUUUACUUCAGUUUCCAAAGCUAAUUUAAAUGAAAAAUUUUGUUUUUGUCCCAAAAAAGGCUCAAGAAAAGCUUGUAGACAAUUGGAAAUGCCGACGGAAGAAUUGGGAGCCCCGGCGGCCCGGAAAAUCGACGUCGAAGCUUGGAUGCCCGGAAGAAAACUGUACGGAGAAGUGUCUUCGGCGAGCAAUUGCACGGAUUAUCAGUCGAGGAGACUUGGUCGGUACUUUUAUAUUUAUAUAGUCUGUUCAUAUUUUUUUAAUGUCAAGUGCAGUUACGUCAUUCAAAAACGCUGUGUGGAUGGCUCGCUCUCUGAUUGGUUUAUCGCGCCAUUAGGGGCGGAGCUUGAUCGGCGACUUGACAUUCAAAAUCUGAACAGACUAUAUAUUUAUUUAUUUCAUUCACAAGGGAUAUACUCAUUGAAAAGUUGAGAGAUGAGAUAAAAAAGAAAAACUGAGGCGAAUGAAAUAAGAUGAACCCCGAUUUUUACAGCACCCCAACGAGUGCAGUUACCGGGACUAGUUACUUAAAGGCAUAGGGGCAGUAAAAAACGAUGUUUCAGUUCAAAGCAGUACUUUUUAGAGUUUUUCUUUGCUAAUCGAAUGGUGAACUUGGAAGCGUACCAAACUUCCUAGUUUUGGAGAAAAAAAUUCAAAGUCGGAGAAAGGAAAGUUUGAGUUCCCGCCAAAAAGGCUUUUACCCGUAAAAAUUUAUAGUUUUUGAAAUAUGAACUUCAAAAAAAUAUCCUCAAAACCCGUUAAAGUAUACUAUUUUUGGGCUUUGAGCCCUUAUUUUUUUGAAAAACUAGGAAGUUAUACAAGUUGAAAGGUUCAGGACUUUUUUUCUGGUACAUCAAUGAGUUUUCUGGACAAUUUUCUGGAUACUCCGAACCGCAAAGUGGAAUGACCUGCCUUGUGGGAAUAAAAUUGUUCGGCUUGAAAAAAAUAUAAAAAGGAAAGCGAAAAGAUAAUGAAAGUAUAAAGUAAAAAUAUGAAAUAUGACCCUCUUUAAAAAGUUCUUUCUUUCUAGGUAUCAAAUACAAGACGAAAGAUGGAACUUCGAGGUUCACCCACGUGUAACGGAACCGCCCUGGCUACCACUCGAGCCAUAAUCGCCUUGUUGGAAACUAUCCAAAAUGUUCGUUCCAAUCAAUAAAUCAAUAUAACCAUCAUUUUCCAGGAAAAGAAAGGCAUCGCCGACCUUCCUGACGUCAUCGCCCACCGAAUCAAAAAAGAAAGAUUCCCCCCGAUCCGAUUCCAACCUGCCAAGCCGUUGAAUUAA
Messenger RNA from Caenorhabditis auriculariae, 11814 nucleotides. The record is from the annotation of a GenBank genome assembly. NCBI's taxonomy places the organism in Eukaryota, Metazoa, Nematoda, Chromadorea, Rhabditida, Rhabditidae.